AUGUCGUGGCAAACGUAUAUUGAUGAACAACUCCUUGGAACUGGGAAGAUCUCUAAGGCCGGCAUUUAUGGCCAUGAUGGUACUUUGUGGGCGGGUUCACCAAAUUUCAGUCCGAAACCUGAAGAAGUCAAAAUUAUCAUUGAGUCUUUUGAUAAUCCUCAGAAAAUUCAAGAAAGUGGAAUACAUUGCAGUGGAGUCAAAUAUUUUACCCUUUCUCAUAAUGACCAAAAUCUUCAUGGCAAAAAGGGUACUGCUGGUGUUAUUGCCGAGAAAACAAAUCAAGCCGUUAUUAUUGGGACUUAUGAAGAAGGCACAGCACCUGGGGAAGCCAAUAAAAUUAUCGGGAGCUUAGGUGAUUAUUUAAGAAGUAUGUCAGAAUUCGACUUUAACGAACAUUCGCAUCGUCGCUAUAACCCAUUAACAAAUUCUUGGGUCUUAUGCUCUCCACAUCGAACCAAACGACCUUGGCAGGGUCAACAGGAAACAGCUGAUAAUGAAUCGUUACCUAGUUAUGAUCCGAGCUGCUAUCUUUGCCCAGGAAAUAGACGUGCACAAGGAGAUACGAACCCUGAGUACCAGAACACGUUCGUCUUCACUAAUGACUUUGCCGCCGUAAAAAGUGAUCAACCUCAAUUUCUUCAUAAAUCUGACGGUGUCAGAGGAGAAUGUAAAGUUAUGUGCUUUUCCCCAAAACAUAAUAUCACCGUUGCUGAAAUGUCAAAAGAUGCCAUCAUUCCCGUGAUUAAAGCUUGGAUAGAAGUUUAUCGAAAUUCUUUUUCUAUACCUUAUAUUAAUCACGUACAAAUUUUUGAGAACAAGGGCGCAAUAAUGGGAUGUUCUAAUCCUCAUCCCCAUUGCCAAAUUUGGUGUACCGAAUUAAUUCCUGAAGAGCCUACCAAAGAAAUUAUUUCCAUGACAAAAUAUUAUGAAAAAAAUAAUUCUUGUCUUUUAUGCGAUUAUGUUCUAUUAGAAACGUUAAAGUUAAAAGACAAACCAAGAAUAGUGUGUGAAAAUGAUUCGUUUGUAUGCGUGACACCGUUCUGGGCGAUAUGGCCUUAUGAGACCAUGAUAAUUGCAAAAUCUCAUAUAACAAGUUUGAUUGAAUUGGAUGGAGAAAAACAACUAAGUGAUCUUGCGGACAUUAUUCGUAGGAUUACAUGUAGAUAUGAUAAUGUAUUUAAAUGCUCUUUUCCUUACUCUAUGGGAAUUCAUCAGGCACCUAUUGAUGAAAAGGAUCAUUCACAUGAUUCGCAUUUGCAUUUACAUUUUUAUCCUCCGUUAUUGAGAAGUUCAACUGUUAAAAAAUUUUUGGUUGGAUAUGAAAUGCUCGCUGAACCACAGCGUGAUCUCACACCUGAACAAGCGGCUGAUACUUUGCGCAAAUGCUCUGAAAUCCAUUAUAAACAAGAAAAAUAA
Messenger RNA from Dentiscutata erythropus, 1416 nucleotides. The record is from the annotation of a GenBank genome assembly. Lineage: Eukaryota; Fungi; Glomeromycota; Glomeromycetes; Diversisporales; Gigasporaceae.